UGUGCGCAUCGACAUCGUUGCUUCAUCACCACUCCCUUCGUUUUCCAAAUUAUAAACCUAUCAAAGAAGCAUGGUCCUUUACUGGUACUGGACUUCCAUCCCACACUUUGCCUUAAAUAUUCUGUUGUCAUUGUCUCUUUUCUCCAAAAGUUUUCAACUAUGCCCUUGUUAGAGAGUGACUGACACAAGAAGUAGAGUAUAACUCAGAAGUCAUGACUCAGAUACACCCUCCACAAGGUGGAAACCCAACUCACCAAGUUGCUCUCUUUCUAUAUCCUGAAGUAUUCUCUCACACCAUAAUUAAAUAAUGGGAAAGUGGUUACUGCUGAGCCAAGUGGCUUUUGUUCAAUCCUUAUGUGUUGCACUAAGGCUUUUCUUAUGAGGUGGUUUGUCUUACAGCUCUUGCUUCCAAAUGUUCUCUCUUUAAGGACAGUCAGCAGUGAGGGUUAUCAAUUAGUAUCACCAUGAAUCUGGUUUGGCAUGUGUCAAUUCUUGCUCUCUAUAUUGGAAUAUUCUCUGAAGGGGCUUCAAGACCUGAUGUAGUUAAUGUUGGAGCUCUCUUCACAUUUAGCACGAUCAAUGGGAAGGUAUCACGGAUUGCAAUUAAGGCUGCUGAGGAUGACAUAAAUUCUGAUCCAAGCAUUCUUGGUGGAACUAAAUUGUCUAUACUUAUGCAUGAUUCCAACUUUAGUGGAUUUCUUGGCAUCAUUGGGGCAUUAAAGUACAUGGAGACUGACACAGUAGCUAUAAUUGGUCCACAAAAUUCUGUGAUGGCCCAUGUACUCUCACAUCUUGCAAAUGAACUCCAUGUCCCUUUAUUGUCAUUCACAGCACUGGAUCCCACCCUAUCACCUCUGCAAUACCCUUACUUUGUACAAACAGCACCCAAUGAUGAAUUCCAGAUGACUGCUAUUGCUGAUAUGAUUAGUUAUUUUCGUUGGGGAGAGAUUGUUGCAGUUUAUAGCGAUGAUGAUCAGAGCCGAAAUGGUAUUACUGCUUUAGGUGAUAAACUUGCAGAAAGACGCUGCAAAAUUACUUAUAAAGCAGCACUUCCCCCUGACCCUACAGCAACACAAAGUGACAUUAAAGAUCAACUAGUAAAGGUUCAAAUGAUGGAAGCUCGAGUAAUUGUUUUACAUACCUACUCCAAAACAGGUCUCCUGGUUUUCGAGGAGGCCCAGAAUCUUGGAAUGAUGGAUCGUGGGUAUGUUUGGAUAGCUUCCACUUGGCUAUCUACUGUUCUAGAUUCAGUCUCUCCACUUCCUUCAAAAACUGCACACUCUAUCCAAGGAGUUUUGACACUUCGUCCACACACACCAAAUUCAACAAGGAAAAGUGCUUUUAUGUUACGGUGGCAAAAGCUGAGUAAUAAUUCUAUUGGGUUCAACCCUUACGGUCUAUAUGCCUAUGAUACUGUUUGGAUGAUUGCUCGUGCAGUAGAUUUGUUGCUUGAUCAGCAAGGAACAAUUUCAUUCUCCAACGAUUCUUAUUUAAAUCAUGAGGGGAAAGGGACUCUGAAUCUUAGAGCAUUAAGCAUUUUUGAUGGGGGGAAGCAGCUGCUUGACAACAUAUUGCAGACCAAUAUGACAGGUUUGACGGGACCUAUUCAAUUUAGUCCUGACAGAUCUCCAUUCCAUCCUUCAUAUGAUAUCCUUAACGUGAUUGAAACUGGUCAUAGGCAGAUUGGAUACUGGUCUAAUUAUUCUGGACUAUCUGUUGUGACCCCGGAGACACUUUAUACAAGACCACCAAACCGUUCUAGUUCGAGUCAGCAAUUAGACGGUGUGGUAUGGCCUGGAGGAACUACAAAGAAGCCUCGUGGAUGGGUUUUUGCAAACAAUGGAAGGCAAUUGAGAAUUGGAGUUCCAAACCGAGUUAGUUAUCAGGACUUUGUCUCACGAUCACAAGUAAAUGGUACUGAUACAGUCCGAGGAUAUUGCAUAGAUGUCUUCCUUGCUGCCAUUAAGUUGCUUCCUUAUGCAGUUCCACAUAGGUUCAUUCUCUUUGGAGAUGGUCAUAAGAAUCCAAGCUACUCUGAGCUUGUAAAUAUGAUCACAACAAAUGUUUUUGAUGCUGUUGUAGGUGACAUUGCAAUUGUCACAAACAGAACAAAGAAAGUGGAUUUUACUCAGCCAUAUAUAGAGUCAGGACUAGUUGUGGUGGCCCCAGUCAGGAAGUCAAAUUCAAGUGCCUGGGCAUUCUUAAGACCAUUUACUCCAUUCAUGUGGGCUGUCACAGCAGCUUUUUUCCUAAUUAUUGGAACUGUUGUGUGGAUUCUUGAACAUAGAAUAAAUGAUGAAUUCCGAGGACCUCCUAGGAAACAAGUAGCCACAAUACUAUGGUUUAGCUUCUCUACUAUGUUUUUUGCGCACAGAGAAAAUACAGUGAGCACACUUGGUCGUGUUGUGAUUAUCAUCUGGCUUUUUGUGGUUCUCAUAAUCAACUCAAGCUAUACAGCAAGCCUGACAUCAAUACUCACAGUGCAACAGCUUUCCUCCCCCAUCACAGGAAUUGAUUCCCUGGGGACUAGCAAUGAACGGAUAGGAUUCCAAGUAGGAUCUUUUGCUGAAAACUAUUUGAUGGAGGAACUCAACAUCCCAAAAUCUAGACUGGUUGCUCUUGGCUCACCGGAAGAAUAUGCUGUCGCCCUUGAGAACAGAACUGUUGCUGCUGUGGUUGAUGAACAGCCAUAUAUAGAGCUCUUCCUGUCAGAUCACUGCAAGUUUAAAAUUAGAGGCCCAGAGUUCACCAAAAGCGGGUGGGGAUUUGCAUUUCCAAGAGACUCCCCUUUAGCCUUGGACCUGUCUACCGCCAUACUCACCCUAUCAGAGAAUGGUGAACUCCAGAGGAUCCAUGACAAGUGGUUGUCAAGGAAAUCUUGUGGUUCCCAGGCAACAACUAAUGAAUCAGAUGAGCUUCAAUUAGAAAGCUUCUUGGGGCUAUUUCUCAUCUGUGGGGCAGCAUGUUUUCUUGCUCUUCUUAUAUACUUUUGCUUGAUGUUAUGCCAGUUCAGCCGGCAUGGAAUUCCUGAAGAAUCCGAUCCUUCUAGAGGUGCCGGCUCACAUUCAGCACGUGUGCGGACAUUCCUAUCAUUUGCUGAUGAAAAGGAAGAUGUGUACAAAAGCAAGUCAAAAAGAAAACGUGAGGAAAUGCUAUCAAAUAGUCGUGUGAAAGAAGAUGAAUCUAAGAGAGCUCAAAUGGACAGUUCUCAGCAGAGGCAUGACUGCGAGAUUUCAGUUCACUAACAAUUUUAAUUUGUCCUAAUUAUAUCACUAAUUUUCAAGCAAGAUAUAGGUACAACGGGUUAUGAAAUUCAAAUAGCUUUUGCAUGUAGAGAUCAUUUUGUUUGUUAUAGUAUAUACUUCAGCUUGUAUUGUUGUAAGUGUUUGAUGGUCUACACAAAUAUAUUUGGUUCAAAUAUUAGUACUCUUGCUUUUGUAAGCAUCAA
Quercus robur (English oak) is the source of this 3448-nucleotide messenger RNA. RefSeq names its product glutamate receptor 3.2-like. Gene Ontology annotation, molecular function: glutamate-gated receptor activity. The record is from RefSeq and is a predicted model, not a curated record. The transcript is spliced from 8 exons. Gene Ontology annotation, cellular component: plasma membrane. Lineage: Eukaryota; Viridiplantae; Streptophyta; Magnoliopsida; Fagales; Fagaceae. Bases 465 to 3245 code for a protein of 926 amino acids.